AAUUUGACUUUUUUGAAGCUUUGCAGAAAAUUUUCACAGACUACAGACAGCCGUUUGCUCUUACAUAUCUGUGGAUAUCUCUAAUGGUUGUCUACCUUCCAGUAGCAUUCUGCAAAGAUUGGAUUUCCAAUUCACUGAACAGGAAUCGGACUACAGAACUUCAUGGUGAGGAUUAUCUCUCUAGUUCAUUGGUUGAGCUACACUUUCCUUUCAGAGUCGAUGAAGCACAGUACAAUUCAGAUGGAGCUUUGAAGAACUAUCUUGGUACGGACAUGAAUUUGGGUGACACAGAAGCGGGACAACCAUUGUUAUUCAAAGAUUCAGAAGAUGAGGAGUUUAACAUGCUUGACAAUCCAAACAAAGUCAGCUCAUUGGAAGUCAUUAAAUGUAGCUUAUAUCUUGCUCCCAUAUGGUUUGUUACUGAGUAUUUGUCAAAUUCCGCCCUGGCAAAUACGAGUGUUGCAAGCACAACCAUCUUGACCUCAACAUCAGGGCUCUUCACACUUGUCUUUGGAGCACUAAUUGGGAAGGACUCCGUAAAUGUUGUUAAGGUUACUGCUGUUUUGAUCAGCAUGACUGGUGUUGCAAUGACUACCAUGGGGAAAACGUGGGCACCUGAUGAAAUGCUUAGUGUCUCCGAGACUAGAAGGCAUUCUAUUAUUGGAGACAUUUUUGGUCUUCUCUCCGCAGUGUUCUAUGGCUUGUUUACAGUGCUGCUCAAGAGAUCUGCUGGAUCGGGAGAAAGGGUUGAUGUUCAGAAGUUCUUUGGAUAUAUUGGACUUUUUACUCUCUUGGGUCUCUGGUGGCUUGCAUGGCCGCUUAAUGCCCUUGGAAUAGAGCCAAAGUUCAGCUUUCCUAGUUCAGCAUCCACCAGCAAAGUUGUGGUGCUCAAUGGCUUCGUUGGAAGUGUUCUAUCAGAUUAUCUAUGGGCGCUCUCUGUUGUUUGGACGACCCCAUUAGUUGCAACUUUGGGCAUGUCCUUAACAAUACCAUUAGCGAUGUUAGCAGAUAUGUUCGUCCAUGGACGACAUUACUCUGCCAUAUACAUCUUUGGAUGCAUACAGGUAUUUGCAGGGUUUAUUAUCGCAAAUCUCUCGGAUUUGUUUUCUUGUAAAAGGAGAUGAAUGUUAAUCCAAUAAAUUUAACUUAAAAUGUAUAUAAUGCCACAGGCACAUAGAAAAAAAUAAUGUGACGGGAUGUCUUUCUUAUGCAAACUGCAAUGAAAUAUACUGCUGACGCUUUAAGGUGAAUUCCGAUAUGAAUCUUUCUCA
Messenger RNA from Olea europaea var. sylvestris, 1271 nucleotides. RefSeq lists its product as uncharacterized. Gene Ontology annotation, biological process: regulation of peptide transport. The record is from RefSeq and is a predicted model, not a curated record. Gene Ontology annotation, cellular component: membrane. The transcript has 7 exons. NCBI's taxonomy places the organism in Eukaryota, Viridiplantae, Streptophyta, Magnoliopsida, Lamiales, Oleaceae. The coding region runs from base 84 to 1124 and encodes 346 amino acids.